AUGCUCUGGCUCCAAACACUGUGUGCUCUCCUCCUUGUCGGGUAUGCAACGGCCUGGCCUCGUUCGAAAGCGUCAAGUAGAAAUGCUCAGGUCAAGCGAGCCGCACCACUCGCUCAUAAGGAGUACUACAUCGAUACGCCCAUCGAUCACUUCCCUACCAAUCCUUCUGAAAACGUAGGCUCGUUCAAGCUGAGGUAUUUCUUCUCGGACAAGUACUUCGACCGAGCCAAGCCUGGACCAAUCUAUCUGUUCGAUGGCGCCGAGGUCGACGCAGAAGUCAUGAUCGACUAUCUCGACUACAGCUGGAUGAUGGACGCAGCCAAGCUGACGGGAGGCAUGGUCGUCAUCCUCGAGCAGCGGUACUACGGCAAGUCGCAACCCUUUUCGGACUACAGCACAGAUUCCAUGCGAUUCUCGUCUACCUUGCAAAGCAUCGAAGACGCCAAGCACUUUGCGACCUUUGCUACCUACGCUGGCUAUGAAAAUCUUGAUCUGACGUACAAGAAUGCAAUGAUCAUCUACGUCGGAGUCUCUUACGGAGGCGCAAAAGCAGCGAUAGCCCGCAACAAAUAUGGCGAUAUUUUUGCGGGAGCUGUAGCCGUUUCUGCCGUCACAGAGUCAUUCCUGAAUUACUGGCAGUUUUACGGCGCCGUCAUUGAACACGGCAUCAGAGACUGCGUGCGGGCCACCCAAGUGUCCAUGCUUGUCAUGGAUCUCCUGGUCGAUCAGGGCAAUCUAGCACAUAUCGAAGCCAUCAAGGACGGCUUCGGUAUGACGGGUGUCCAUCACAUCGAAGACGUACUCUAUAACAUCAAUAGCGGCACCGAAGCUUUCACCGAUUCUAUCUGGAAGCAGAACGGUGGCUUGCAACCCGACUAUGCGGCUUUCUGUGCCAAUAUUACCGCGCCGCUCAAUGCGCACGCUGGCUACUCGACGGCCGAUCUGACCAGCGCCGUAGACCUAGUCCAGGCUUCGGGCUUCAUGUCUGAUCGCCACCGUCAAGGCGAGACGCUCAUACAAGCUGCCACUUGGCUCAUCAAUUGGAUGACCUGGUUCAAGCCCACCGGCGAGAGCUGGAGAGGCUACACGACAACAGCAGACGAGAACUGGACGACGUACAAUGCUACUGGCUAUGCUAUCGCAGAUCUGACGCAGACUUGGAAGCCGUGGUACUAUCUGAUGUGCACGGAGUGGCCCAACUUUCGCUCUGGCUUUGGCAGACCGGAGAGUGCCGGUCUUCCUGUUGUCUCGCGACAUCUCAACAUGGCGUUCAUGCACAAAGGCUGUCCGUGGGCAUUCCCACCAGGUAAGCUAAACUCGAUACCGAUUUGGCCAGAUACGGCUGGGACCAACAAGCUAGGCGGCUGGGGUAUCGCUGCCGACCGGCUAGCAUACGUCUGCGGAAAGAAGGAUCCCUGGCUCCAAGCGACUCCCUGUGCGGACCUCGCACCACCUCGCAAGAGCACCGUUCAACAGCCUUUCAUCGUUAUUGACGAUAUCGGACACAAUGGCGCCUUGUCGGUCGUCACGCCCAGCAACAUCGGUCUGGUCAUGCCGGAAUCUGUCAAAGGGGCACAGACAGAGCUCACGAUGGCGGUGAGUGAUUGGUUCUCGCACUGGACGAAGCCCGUGUGA
Molecule: messenger RNA, 1635 nt
Organism: Mixia osmundae IAM 14324
Lineage: Eukaryota; Fungi; Basidiomycota; Mixiomycetes; Mixiales; Mixiaceae
Exons: 2
Coding region: 1-1635 (544 amino acids)
Biological process (GO): proteolysis
Molecular function (GO): serine-type exopeptidase activity; dipeptidyl-peptidase activity
Source: RefSeq, a predicted model, not a curated record